CGGGGGGAGCUACGGAAAGCGAGCAGGCCGGUCUCCCGGGCCGGAGACGCCUGCGUUCGCCGCGGUUGUCGCAGUUCCGGCCGAACGGCCGCUCCGCGGGGCAAGCAGGUGGUAGCGGUGGGUGUCCCGCCGGCCCGGCUCCCACGGGCUCCCCGGCUGGCCCGGGCCGGCCGCCGCACUCACGGCGGCGCUGCCUCAGGAGCGGAAGGAGCUGCCGCCCGCUUCCCCCGAGGUCGGCGUCAUGAGGAGCCUGCCGUUCUUCUGCCGCGGCGAGGUGGUGCGUGGCUUCGGCCGCGGCUCCAAGCAGCUGGGCAUCCCCACCGCCAAUUUUCCUGAACAAGUAGUAGACAAUCUUCCAGCUGAUGUGUCCACUGGCAUUUACUACGGUUGGGCCAGUGUUGGCAGUGGAGACGUCCAUAAGAUGGUCGUGAGCAUAGGAUGGAACCCAUAUUACAAGAAUGUGAAAAAGUCCAUGGAAACCCACAUCAUACAUACAUUCAAAGAGGACUUCUAUGGGGAAAUUCUCAAUGUGGCCAUUGUUGGCUACCUUAGACCUGAAAAGAACUUUGAUUCUUUAGAGGCACUUAUUUCAGCAAUUCAAGGUGAUAUUGAAGAAGCUAAGAAACAACUGGAUUUACCAGAACACUUGAAACUCAAAGAUGACAAUUUCUUCCAAGUUUCUAAAGGCAAAAUUAUGAAUGGCCACUGAUGAAGAGUACCUUACCUAUCCACUCACUAAUGUCUCACUGCUUCUGAUACAGUCUCAUCUUGAUCAUAUUUUAAAUCAAACCUUUCCCUGUAGCUGUCAAGUGGUCUUCAGCGUUUACUCCAUCAUGUUGUAUCGCACUAAAAGAUUCACUCAAAAAAAUCAAGACUUUUAAAAUGUAAUAACGUUGAUUAAAAUGUAGCACUAGAAAGCUAGUGUCUUGUAAUGGAAAUAGAGCCUGUGAGUGUGGGUGGAAAAGCAAGUCACUCGGGGAUGUGAGGACUGGCUGCACUUGAUAACCCCGUGCACUGAUGCUGGUGAGCCCGGCAAGCGUAUGCUGCUCAAUGGAAACUCUUCCCUGGAAAUGCAUCACGUGGAGCUUACCCAAGGAGGAAAAUCCAGCGUCUAUUUUUAUUAUUUUGUGCAUUAAUAUAUUUUUACAGACCUACAAACUUUGAGUUUUGAGUCACUCAUUUCCCACGAAGUCAGUUCCUUGUAGUGUCCCAGUGUUCUGUGUAGGGCUGCUUCAUUUCAGCUUGAAAUGGCCUUACACCCAUGUCAGGGCCUUUGCUUUUCUUCACGGUACUGAGGAUUGAACCUGGUGCCUCACAUGCGAGGCAAGUGCAACCACUGAACUAGACUCCCGGCCCCUUUCCCUCUUAACAGCCAUACACUGUUUUCUAGGUUGUUGAAAUGCCUUUUUAAAGAGUGCAUGUUCUUGCUCUUAACGUUUUUGUGACUUCGGUUCAUUUUUUUUCCCCUGCAAGUGAUUGAUGUUCUUCCCAUUUGGAAUGUCCUACAGCCAUGUGCUUCAGAGAUUGCUUGUGUGUCUGCCAUUCUGCUCAGUUUGUGAAUGGUGGUCAGCUGCUAAUGUGCAUUGCAUUUAGAAAAUAUAAACCAAACUUCAUUUAUAGGCUUCCUUGGGAUUGAAAUGAACACAGCCAUUUUUUCCCCUGCCCCCUUUCUCCUCCUCCUCCUGAGUCUGGCUUCAGACUCACAUCCACCUAUUUUUGCUGGGAUUGAAGGAAUGCACCAACAAACCUGUUUAUAAGUUUUCUAAAAAAGACUAUUUCUUUUCCCAUUAGAGAAACUUGAUAACUAAAUGAUGUAGAAGUAUUUUCUAUGUGUGAUCUUGUUUUCAAAGUAAUUGUAGUUCUGUAUGAACAGCUACUUACAUAUAAUUUAAUGCUCAUCUAAACAGUCCCUGUAGCUCCAGAAAUGGAGGGAAUAGUUACAUAUUUUUAUCUCCCGUUUUCCCUCCUACUCUUGACUUUUGGUGGCUUGAGUUCUCUUGUUUCCAUUGGCAACAUAUUUGCUGGUGUGGAGGCACUGCCAGGUGGGAGGGUGCAUAUUAAAGUAUGAAGGUAAUUCUAACAUACACACACAGACUUGGUCCGUAUAGUGUGUGCAAGUGGGGUGUGGUGAGGGAUGAGACUCAGCCCCGUGAAAGAUUGUUAGGCAAGUGCUCUACCACUGAGUGACAUCCUUAGCCUUGAAAAUAGUUUUUGAUGUUGGAAACCCCAUACUUAAUUAUGAGUGGAUUUAUGAAGCUAAGUUAAACACAAACAUGGAAAGUACAAAAAAUCUGGGUUUUUUAGUAAGAACAACUCACUGCUAAUUAUGUCCUCAUUGCUAAUGUCAUUUUGUUAUUGCUUUGGAAUUAUAUGGUUGUGUGGUGUAGGGCUUAGUUAAUUCAAAAACCAUAUUGUUGCUGUAUUAUAAGAAAUUACAGUACCACUUUGAGUAGUCUGAA
Psammomys obesus (fat sand rat) is the source of this 2459-nucleotide messenger RNA. RefSeq names its product riboflavin kinase (gene Rfk). Lineage: Eukaryota; Metazoa; Chordata; Mammalia; Rodentia; Muridae. Gene Ontology annotation, cellular component: mitochondrion. The record is from RefSeq and is a predicted model, not a curated record. Gene Ontology annotation, molecular function: riboflavin kinase activity. The transcript has 4 exons. The coding region runs from base 242 to 709 and encodes 155 amino acids. Gene Ontology annotation, biological process: riboflavin biosynthetic process; FMN biosynthetic process.